This is a messenger RNA of Chroicocephalus ridibundus (black-headed gull), 2816 nucleotides long. RefSeq names its product mab-21 like 3 (gene MAB21L3). The coding region runs from base 716 to 1879 and encodes 387 amino acids. The transcript has 10 exons. The record is from RefSeq and is a predicted model, not a curated record. Lineage: Eukaryota; Metazoa; Chordata; Aves; Charadriiformes; Laridae.
UGUACUUCACAUAACUUGUUUUUUUUCCUCUGAUUUUAAACCUGCCUCAAGGCACCUCACCAGUUGUGCUGCAUAUACUGACCCAUGGAUGCAAUUGCAGUGGGUACCAGAUACCCACCCUGUUGUAUAUUGGUUAUUAACUAGCAGUGGGAGCCUUGGCGCUUCUCCAGACUGUGUUCUGUUUGGGUCAAGGUCUCGCUCUGGUUUGUUUGAUAUUCACUUUGAAAUGUUGGAUUAUUACCUUGUUAAAGGAAGUGGAGAAAAGUCCUCUCAAGCCUCUGCAAGCCCUGCCAAAGCACACAUUACUAAUGUGGUGAUUAGGACAGAAACUUCCAGUACUACAGCUGAAAUUGGCACCAGCUCCGGUUGUAGGUUUGAAAUAUAUUUGUCGCAUCUACAAAACUGAAGAGUGAAGAAAGGAAAGCCAGGAAAGCAUAGAAAGCAUCAGUAAUUGGCAGCUUCAGAAGACACAAGAGCCAAUCUAAUACCAUCCAAGAUCUUGCCUUUUUUCUGGCUUCCCCAGCAGAGCUCGCAUACACUGAAAGACAAACAGUAAAUCUUGAAGGGAGCAAGGAUGAGAGGAAUUAGGUGACCUGAGCUUCACAGGACAAGAAGGCUCUGAGCAGCUUGGUCUGAGUGUCCCUCUACUUCCAGAGGCAGGUGAAUGAGUGAAGAGUGAAUUUGCACUUUAGAGAGCAGCGAAGACCAUCUUGCCAUGAAACCAUUCACAGAUGAAGAUGUAGAAAUCUACAUCCAGAGCAAGGUGGAACGGCGACAUUAUCUGGUUUCCAAAGCAGUGGAGGAGGUGCAGAAAAUCAUCCAGCAACUGACUGCAGAAAUCAGCUAUAAGGCCACACGAUUCCAGGCUAUCUCCAACUCUGGCAUUCACAAUGAGAAUAUUAAGGAUCAGCCAGCUUUACUGGCCAAGUGGUCAGCUAUGCUUCGCGGGAAGCGCCCAUUCCACCCAUCUAUCCAGGUCUUAGCGCCCAGCCAAUUCCUCAUCACAGUCCCUCUGCGUGGCCUGACCGGGUACAGGGAACGCCAGGUACGGCACUGGCGUUAUUACACCGUGCAUGGAGCCAAGCUCCUCUCCUCCGUGCGGGACCCUGAGGAAUUGCAUCAAUGGCUAGAGGUGGAGCAGUUCUCAAAAAGCCUUCAGCAGUGGCAUGAAACAGAUGUGAACAUCGAAGGUGAUCUGGUUCCAGCCAAAGUCCUUAUCGUCUUCCGGGAGCUGGUGGAGAAGUCGAUUAUCUCCUGUAACCUCUCCAGUAAAGUGACGGUGCUGGAGAGCUUCAGCUCAGUGGUCCGGGUGGCUGUGGAGACAUCAGAAUCCCAGGUCGAGGUGGAGCUGGUCCCUGCAGUGGAGAUUCCAACUUGCUGGCCCGAGAAAGCCCGAUGGCCUCGUUGCCUUAAGCGUUGGCCUUCCCAGGAAAAAGUGCAAUGCAUCAAGUCACUUGGUUUCGACCUUUUGGCCCGCUCCAAUUAUCACUGGCAGCUGUGCUUCUCCCGUGCUGAGCAUAUACUCAUGGAAGGCCUCGAUGAAGACGGUGGUUGUCGCAUGAAGUGCUUCAGGGUCAUGAGGCAGAUGAAGGAAGACGUCUGGUGUGCUGGAAAUAAGCCUGUCAUCACAGCUUAUCACCUUCAGACAGUGCUAUUCUGGACGUGUGAAAAAUACCCACGCACCAAGGAUUGGCGCUGCUUCCCCGAAGCCUUCCUGAGGCUGGUGCAGAAGCUGCACAAGUGUGUAAGCCAGCACUUCCUCAAGCAUUACUUUGUUAAGAACACCAAUCUGCUCAAAUAUGCCAACACCAGUGACCUGGACUUGGUGGCCAGCAAGCUCGCUGUCUUCUUGGAGAACCCUGUCUUCUGCCUAGACUAAGGCAGGAAAAGGCCUCCUCACCCCAAGGCUGAGCAGAUCCCUUGCCUCCUCUCCCCACCUGCGGUUGUUCUUCGUGUCCUUCCAGUACAUGUUGCAGCUGGCUUUGUAAGACAGUUGGCACAUGCAGCGUGAAAGAGAAGUGUCAAGCUGGCAGCAGUGGGUGGUGAAAACUGAUGGGAGGUAUCGCUUGAUGCCCAGCUGAUCUAAUUUGCUUUCAACAGUGACAGCCUGCCUGGAAGCUACAGCCGGUGAAACCCAACUUUCUGUGUCAGUCAGAGCAGGCAACUGCCUUGUUCUCCAUCUCUAGUCUUGUGGCACCCAAGCAGAACGUUGGUGCAGGGAAGUCUCGCUCCGCUGCCUACCUGCUGUGUAACCUAGCACCUAUAUUGUUGCUGCCACCCCCUUUCUCAUAAGGACAGUGGGUUUAAUUCCCUGCUUGCCUCACAGGCCAGCUCUGCAGAAGAGCAGAAGAACAUUUCUGAAAUGUACUGAAGCUGGAAGCUUUCUCAGAGGCACUUGGGUGCCUCCAUCUCCAAUUAAAUGGGAUCCUGCUCCCGUACGAAGAUAGCCAUGCAGCUAGUGUUAAAUAGCUCAAGGGAAGCAAGAGGAGGAAUGAUGUUUUUUGCCGCCUCCUCGUUUUUCUCUCCUCUUCCAUUUUUCUUCCAGUUGCUUCAAAUAUGUUUUCCUCGUGUUUGCCUUUGCCAGUUGUGUUAGUGCCAUACAACCAGGGGGCUUUGCCAGAGCAGAUUUCACUCCCACCCCUGGCUCCAUCCAGCAGGCUGGAGGAGGAGCAGGUCUUUCCCUAGUUGUUUGCAGCCACAUAUUUUUAGGUGGUGUACAGAAGGAGAUUAUUUUUCAAAGGUUGUUAGCUCCAAAAACCCCAGUGCUUUUAAUAUUAUGGAUGUUUAAAAAGAAAAUCAGUUUUAGUGUUUCAAAA